AUGCGUCGACUUUGUGGAAACUUCCGAGUACGACAAGACAGCCCCGAGGCCAUCUUACUCCCGGUAUCGCUCGCCGACGGUGGUCUCGACACCAGACCUGACAUCACCGGCUUACCCGCCAGCAAGCACAUCUUCUGCAUCCCUCUUCAACACACCUUGGGAUACUGGACUCUCGGCAUUUUCCAGCCAGACAAGCAUUUUCUUCUCCACUACGAUCCUUCCGAAUAUGAUCCUCUCUUGGAAGAUGUCGUCAACUGCGUGGCCAAGUGGUCUUUGUCCGCUGUAGUGAAAAGCCAGCCCUGCCCUCACUCGCCCGAUCCUCUCAGCACAGGUCUUUAUGUCGCUGCCUUCAUGCAGUCCUUCAUCCGACAGAAAGAUAUUCCCCAGGUCGUCGAUGAGACUAUUGAGCGCAGACAGCUUUCCGACCUUUUAUCGACCGACCAGUCUUUACGGCGAGAAGAGGCAUCAGAGUCAAACAUCACACAAGCGUGUCUUUCGCCAUCCACUGCAGAACUCUCUACGCCAAGUACUCGGAGAAGGCGCCGCAGUACCAGCCAUGAGGAGAUGGGAGUCAAACGAGCCAAGAUCUCGGAAUCUGACCGGCAUCCUAACCGCAUCUUCACCACGUCUGAGGCGGUGGCUACCUCGUCCAGCUUGAUGGAUCUGCUGUCAUCGCACAGUCCCAGUCAGGACUUUACGCCCAUGGGCAAGUACAAGACGCAAGUCAUCAAGACAGCCCGUUUUUUCCUACAAGAGCUCUCUCGACUCGAGACAGCAGAGAACUAUGAGAAUAGUCUCAAAAGACGGAUCAACCCGGAAUCUAAAGCAUCUUCAGAGGACAGCUCGGAGUAUUCUGCUGAACUCUGCGGGCUUCUGUUAGAGCGACAAGCUUUGGAGAACGAAUGCAACCGGCGGAGGGGGGCGAUGGCCAAAGUGUUUAAGAAGCUGGAUACAAAGUCUCACCAGAUCGACGCCAAUCAGCAGCGACUCGCUCCCUCCUGUUUCGACCUUUGA
Colletotrichum karsti is the source of this 1014-nucleotide messenger RNA. RefSeq lists its product as uncharacterized. The transcript is spliced from 2 exons. Lineage: Eukaryota; Fungi; Ascomycota; Sordariomycetes; Glomerellales; Glomerellaceae. The record is from RefSeq and is a predicted model, not a curated record. Bases 1 to 1014 code for a protein of 337 amino acids.